Sapajus apella (tufted capuchin) is the source of this 1662-nucleotide messenger RNA. Its product is annotated as histone-lysine N-methyltransferase SETD1B-like. Lineage: Eukaryota; Metazoa; Chordata; Mammalia; Primates; Cebidae. Bases 201 to 1559 code for a protein of 452 amino acids. The record is from RefSeq and is a predicted model, not a curated record. Gene Ontology annotation, molecular function: nucleic acid binding; histone H3K4 methyltransferase activity. Gene Ontology annotation, cellular component: Set1C/COMPASS complex. The transcript has 2 exons.
GGUCCGGCCGCCCGGGCCUCGGCUCCUGCGGGGGACACCAUGUGCUGGCUGGAGGCGCAGGGAGACCGGCGCCCGGCAGGGAUGUUGGGUUAACAGCAUGGAGAACAGUCACCCCCGCCCCCACCACCACCAGCAGCCCCCCUACGCAGCCCGGCCCUUCGGGCGAGAGGAGGAACCACCAUUGGAGAAGUUACAAGUUGAUGAUUGACGCGACUCUCAAAAAGGGGCAUCAUAAACUGUACCGCUACGACGGGCAGCAUUUCAGCCUGGCGAUGUCCAGCAACCGCCCAGUGGAAAUUGUUGAAGGUCCCCGGGUCGUUGGGAUCUGGACCAAAAACAAGGAGCUGGAGCUGUCGGUGCCCAAAUUCAAAAUCAAUGAGUUCUAUGUGGGGCCGGUGCCUCCGAAGCAGGUGACAUUUGCCAAGCUGAAUGAUAACAUCCGAGAAAACUUCCUAAGGGAUAUGUGCAAGAAGUAUGGGGAGGUGGAGGAGGUGGAGAUUUUGUACAACCCCAAGACCAAGAAGCACCUCGGCAUUGCCAAGGAGGCCGUUCAGCACUUGCACAGCACUUCUGUCAUGGGCAACAUUAUCCACGUGGAGCUGGACACCACAGGCGAAACCCGAAUGCGGCUCUAUGAACUGUUGGUCACUGGCCGUUACACCCCUCGGACCCUCCCAGUGGGCGAGCUGGAUGCUGUCUCUCCAAUCGUGAAUGAGACCCUGCAGCUGUCAGAUGCCCUGAAGCGCCUGAAGGAUGGAGGCCUGUCUGCAGGCUGUGGCUCUGGCUCCUCCUCUGUCACCCCCAAUAGCGGUGGGACACCCUUUUCCCAGGACACGGCUUACUCCAGCUGCCGCCUGGACACACCCAACUUCCACGGACAGAGCACCCCGCUCACGCCGCGCCUGGGCUCCCCCUUCUCACAGGACUCCAGCUACUCCAGACGCCAGCCCACACCCUCAUGCCUCCUCAGCCAGGACCCUACACUGAGCUUCAAGGCCCGGCGCCACGAGAGCAAGUUCACGGAUGCCUACAACCGCCGCCACGAACAUCAUUAUGUCCACACUUCUCCCGCGGUCACUGCAGUGGCCGGGGCCACAGCUGCCUUCCGGGGUUCCUCAGACCUCCUAUUUGGAGCAGUCAGCGGCACUGGGGGCAGCAGCGGCCCCCGCUUCAAGGCCCAACCACAGGAUUCGGCCACAUUUGCCCACACUCCACCGCCUGAUCAAGCAACUCCAGCUCCUGGAUUCAAGUCUCCUUUCUCUCGGUAUCAGACCCCAGUGGCCCACUUCCCUCCACCCCCAGAAGAGCCGACCACCACAACCGCCUUCGGGGCCCGUGACGGAGGGGAGUUCGGGAGGGCACCGGCACCCCCACCCCUGCCACCUGCUGAGCCACUGGCCAAGGAGAAGCCAGGCACGCCCCCCCGGCCCACCUCCUCCCGACACCAACAGCAUGGAGCUAGGCAGCUGGCCCACCUUCGGCUGGAGUCCCGAGCCCUUCGACAGUCCCAGCGCGCCCACGCUGGAGUCGUCCCCUUUGGGACCGGAGAAGCCGCAUGACAGCCUGGACUCACCCAUCGAGAUGCUGCUGAAGGAGCAGCGCGCAAAGCUGCUCUUCCUGCCGGUGCCCGACUCGGACACUGAGCUGCAGACGGAGGGCAGC